This is a messenger RNA of Adelges cooleyi (spruce gall adelgid), 1074 nucleotides long. RefSeq lists its product as uncharacterized. The record is from RefSeq and is a predicted model, not a curated record. Gene Ontology annotation, molecular function: trehalose-phosphatase activity. Gene Ontology annotation, biological process: trehalose biosynthetic process. Bases 34 to 981 code for a protein of 315 amino acids. The transcript is spliced from 8 exons. Lineage: Eukaryota; Metazoa; Arthropoda; Insecta; Hemiptera; Adelgidae.
GUCAACACUACGGCUAAACUUUUACAACACACGAUGGCGUUUUCUAAAUACAUUUGUUUUUCACUUACAAUAGCAGCAAUUUCCAUUGCAUCGUUGUCGGUUGUCAGUUGUGUUAAAAGUGGUACAUUUGUUGAUGGUGGUGAUUCUAAAGAACCUGAAAGUGCAAACGAUUUGCCAACUAUUACGCGACCACUUGUUGUGCAAAACUUCGAUGCUUGCUUAUCCAGCUACAUUGGAGACAGAAACGAGAUAGUAUUAUUAUUGGACUACGAUGGAACAUUAACAGAUAUCGUUCAACGUCCUGAAAUGGCUACAAUACCCGAUGACACUAAAACCGUUUUACAAACAUUGGCCGGAAUGCCAAAUGUGCACGUAGCAAUUAUUUCGGGACGAGGAUUAGGCGAUCUUAAAAAAAUGGUCGGUAUCAACGAUUUGACUUAUGCUGGUAACACUGGUCUUGACAUUAUUUUUCCCAAUGGCGACGACUUUAAAUUUCUAAUACCGGCACCGAUGAAAAUAACAUUCGACAAUUUGAAAAAUUCUCUCGAAAAAGAGGUUUGCAAACAUGGUGCUUGGGUAGAAGACAAAGGACCUACGAUGACCUACCAUUACCGUGAAGUACCUGAUAGUUUACGUCCUGAGCUGGUGGAAAGAGCUCAUUUUCUCAUUGAAAAAGCUGAGUUUAAAGCGGGCAAAGCUCAUUGCGCUAUUGAAGUAACACCUCCUGUAGAUUGGGACAAAGGGCAUGCAGCUUUGUACAUUUUAAAUAAAUUCUUCCCAAGAAAUUGGAUGGAAAUUCCUACAAUUUUCGUUGGAGAUGAUACGAAUGACGAAUAUGCUAUGAAGGCAUUGCAAAGAACGGCUGUUACAUUCCGCGUAGAUGCGACUAAAACAGUUGACACCUUAGCUAAAUACCGUUUACUGAACCCCACGUGUGUGUUAGCUAUGCUUAAAUGGGUGCUGAGACGUUUCAAUACGUGAAAUUGGAAAAUUAGAAACUUAAGUGAUAUUUAACAACUAUUGUUGUGCGAAACCCAAAUGGACUUUGUUAUACCUGAAAUUAUUUUUGACCCA